UCGAUUUGAAUUUUCGGUAGCUACUGCUGACACGACGGUGGAGCGGCGAAAAAAUAAAUAUAUUUAUAGGAAAUAUAUAUCCAUAGAAGGAAGGGGCUGCUCAAUCUGGGAAAGUUGCCUGCUCUGACACCUUGACGUUUGGCAAAUUGAAAGUUUGAACCCCCCACCCAUUCACCAUUCACCAACCUGCCCGGAAUGCGCUCCUUGUGGCUUCUACUUCUAGUGGCUUUCGUUGGCUGUGGCCCCUGUGUUUUAGCUUUGCGUUGCUACAAAUGUGAAGACUGCGAUGAAAAUACGCAGCUAAGUGAAAUGGAAGUGUGUGAGGUUCCACUGAUGAGCGGCAUUGGACAAGGCACACCCGCCAACUCCGGUCCGAUACCAAGUCCUGCUCCUUCUCCAUCACCUGCUGCAACGAAUAAUACAAAUAGUGCUCCUGGCCCCUCCUCAUCCAAUGCCAGCGAAGAGGAAGAGGACUAUGAAAGCGACGAAUCGCCAAACAUAGGCAACAUGCCAGCAGGCGGAGGAGCAACUGGAGGAGCAACUGGAGGAGCAACUGGAGGUGCAGCUGGAGGAGCAACUGGAGGUGCAGCUGGAGGAGCCACUGGAGGAGCAGCUGGAGGAGCAGCAGCGGGAGAAGUUGUCAGCGAAGAGGAGGAGGAGGACGAAGAUGAGGAGGAGGAGGAGGAGCGACGCAGGCGGAGAUGGAGUGCACGACAGGUCGAUCUCGAUGUGCCAAUCCCCUUCUGCUACAGAGUGACUCUCCAACUUAACGAAUCGACGAUCACCAAGAGGGGCUGCACCACCGCCAGGAAGAGCAAUCAGACGGGUGGAUGCGACGGGCUCUUAGAGAACUGGACUGUGGCCGGAUGCGAUAUGUGCCAGGACGAUGGAUGCAACCAACCGAUCGCCAUCGGAUCAGCCAGUAGAAGCAAUGGCCCAUUCUGGACACUGCUGGCGGCACUCACGCUAAUGGCAUUUAUGACCCGCCAUCCGAUAUGGUAGAGAAUCAGCAGACACAGUGUGGGGCCAAUCGAUAUUGAUAUAUAGAAAUACAAGAUAUAUGGCCGCCACAACUUCGA
This is a messenger RNA of Drosophila sechellia, 1079 nucleotides long. RefSeq lists its product as uncharacterized. The coding region runs from base 196 to 1002 and encodes 268 amino acids. The transcript is spliced from 3 exons. The record is from RefSeq and is a predicted model, not a curated record. NCBI's taxonomy places the organism in Eukaryota, Metazoa, Arthropoda, Insecta, Diptera, Drosophilidae.